Molecule: messenger RNA, 3102 nt
Organism: Pygocentrus nattereri (red-bellied piranha)
Lineage: Eukaryota; Metazoa; Chordata; Actinopteri; Characiformes; Serrasalmidae
Gene: dthd1
Product: death domain containing 1
Exons: 12
Coding region: 1-3102 (1033 amino acids)
Source: RefSeq, a predicted model, not a curated record
AUGGUGGGGGCAGAUUUUCACUUUGGACUGUGUCCUGAAGAUAAACUUCUGAGCUCGCUGCGAGACACAACCCAGAGACUACAAAGGCUGUUACAUUCAGAGAGAACCAGGGGUGCUGAGGGGCCUGGGCCAGAGCUUGAGAAUGAAGACCCAGCAAGGGUUCUUAAGAAGCUUUUUUGGCUCCUGAAGGAGUGGAGUGUGUUGCACACACACAGAAUAGGAUUCUUACAAGGGGAACUGAACAUGACAGCACACAUACUCACAGAGCAAGAGAGGGAAUCAAAUACUGCAUGCAAGCUUCCAGAAAGAGACACUCAUCAAGCAUCACGAAUGGGCCUCUCUUGGGAGUCUAUUCCUCACAAGCAUGCUUACAUUGCUGAUGUCAUUCUAAAUGUGCUGGAAGAUGUGCAGAACAUUAAGCAGAGACUGUGUUCAGUCACAAGCAAACUUGACAGAGCUGUCAGCAUUCUCUCUGAAGCCAAGCUAGGGUAUACGGAAACUAAUACUGAAGCAAAAGAGGAGGAUAUUGUGAUUUGUGACAAUACUAUGGUUCAGAAUAACCUGGUCCAUUCACAAGCAUCCUCUGAAGAUCCUUGUGUCUCUCAAGAGACUUGCCCUCAAUACACCCCAAAAAUCUCACACUCAUAUACCCAGGAGUGUGUCCUUCAAAGUACCCCAAACACUGAAGCAGAAAGCUAUGCUUUGUCUGAAGGAAAGGAUGGUCAUCAAAACCCAAACCAGUCCUGUAAUGAAAGCCCAGUUGAGCUUGCAAGAGAUGUGCAGAAAAAGGAAGCCAUUCAGUAUGAAGUUGUGAAGAAUUCACAAAAUGAUGGCCAGGAACGUCACCAAGAAGCAGAUGGAGGAAUGAAGAGAGAACCACAAAAAGAACCAGGGGAAAAAAUAGUAAAAGCCAAACAAAGCAGCGGUCAUCUUGCACAAUCUGAGAAAGACUCUGUAAGCUGGACACAAAGCUGGGCUACAAUAGGUUUAGCAGACUCGGCCAGCUCUACUUCCAAAGCUGUUUGCUACAUAACUGGCCCAUUGGAAGUUAUAAAGGUCAUCACCUGUAUGGUAGUGGAUGGCCUUAGCUCUCUCGUGGUGUCCAGAUCAGAGGAACUGGUAAGCAGCGUGCUCAGGAUUAAAAAGCCCAGCAGCUCCAAAUGUGCCUCCUCGCCUCUUACCAUAGCUGUGCCUUUUCGGACUUCUUACCGAGGGAACUACCGUGAGAUCAUGGUGAAGGUUGUGGACCAAGAGCAGAGGGUCAGCUACAUCACUCCUGCAGCCACAGAGGGCAACUAUGGAGGUCACAGGGGUUCGUUUGCAGUGGUGCGGGUGUACACCCUAGGUGUGUUUGCGGUGAUGUCCCGUUUGCAAAGGGAGACUUUCACUAUCCCAAAGAGAGGUCUCUCUGUCAAACUCAGUGUGGACUCAAGAAUAUGCCUGGACUACCUGCCGGGAUCUUUCAACACACCAGUGGUUGCCCAAGCUCUGGUGCAGCCAGUGGAUGCUAUGCUGUUGUCUACGCUGAAGUGCAAGAAUGAUUCCUACCAUUCAAUCCUCACCACUAGCCCUCUACUUUACCUAAGUAACCCUUCAACACUAACCCCACGACGACCUUUAACAAUAACCCUGCCUUGUCCACCUAACCCUGACAAGAGGAAAACAGGAGAGGAUAGCAACCACACUUGUCCCAGCAGCACAGCCCUAAAGCUUGACACCUUCUCACCCCGUCGAAUCAGAGUUUUGAGUGGAUCACUGAAGUCGUCUAAAGAGCUGUCUAAAGAGCAGCUGGCUGUACUGGGCUGGAGAGAUAAGCAGUGGAAUAUUCUAGAUAAAAUCAGCGUGCGGAACCUUCAGAACGGCUUGGUGUCUUUUGAGCUCAUGGAGAACUAUGAGCGGUUGAUAGUCCUUCGUCUACUAUCUUCUGUGAGACCUUUCUACUUGACUUUCUUUGCUAAAGAUCUGGAGGAGUCAGUGAGUACCUGUGCUGUAACUGUUGUCCUCCACACCAAGGGGCAGGACCCCAGCAGUGCAGUCCUGGCUGUCCUGCCCAGUAGAGGGCUGAGCUGGGGGCUGGCUGAACUCCGAGCCCAGGCUUACUGUGGGCCUCCAGAGCCCUCCACUGAAUUCUCCAUGAGGGAGGGAGAGCAGCUGCUGUUGAAAUUCAGCGGGAACAUUACCAGUGCAGGUGGUCAGAGUGCUGAGCCUCACACAGUUACACUUCACACUCAGAGGAGGAACUGGCUCUAUCUGAAGCUGAAAGAACAGGACCCGUUUGGAAACUACAGCUCACCUCACUACAAAGGCACAGCUACUCUCUACAGGAUCCCCAGAGAUCAGCUGGUCUGGACAGGAGACAGAGCGGUCAUAUCUGAAGAUUACAUCUUAGAGGACCCCAUCUGCAAGCUGUCGCUCACUCUUCCAAAGACUGUGAAAACUCUGUCUCGACCAGUGACUACAAAAGUCUUGCACCACGAUCAGACAGAACCACUCUGUGAUGAGCUGGUAGCCUGGCUCUGUGGCAAGCUGUCUGAAGAGGAUGCAGCACUACUGGUCAUGUGCCUCCAUCUGCGCCGUUCUACUAUCCAGCUGGCCAGACUCCGAGCCCCAGACAGCUUCUCUCAGCAGACCUUCCACAUCCUGGCCACCUGGAGACGAGCCCUGCCCUCAUCCACACCAAAACUCCCCUUACUGGCCCGCUGCGUGACCCGCAUCGGCAGACCAGAGUUGGCUGCAGAGCUCCUAAGCAGAGGCUUGGUUGUGGAUGAAGGAGAGAGAAUUUACGGUUAUAAGAGUCAUGAAUUCAGGGGUCAGCCAGUUCCUGUGGUGGACCCACUAGUGGACCCACGGACCCACUCAGUGCGCAUGCGCGCCGCACCACUCCGCCAUCCGCGUGACUUUGUGGGCGUUGGACAGCCCGAUGACGUCACUGGAUGCCAGCUCCCGAAGCACGAGGACUCAUGCAUGCACGUACUGCAGGGCUACCCAGCCACGCUGCAACGUGACUGCCGAGACGCGUGCACCGACCUGCUCCUCGACCAGCCAAUGAGCGACGACCUGGGCGUGAAUAGGCGGGAAUUUGAGAACGCGGGCAGCCAAUAG